This is a messenger RNA of Oncorhynchus nerka (sockeye salmon), 519 nucleotides long. RefSeq names its product ferritin, middle subunit-like. The coding region runs from base 235 to 501 and encodes 88 amino acids. NCBI's taxonomy places the organism in Eukaryota, Metazoa, Chordata, Actinopteri, Salmoniformes, Salmonidae. Gene Ontology annotation, biological process: iron ion transport; intracellular iron ion homeostasis. The transcript is spliced from 2 exons. The record is from RefSeq and is a predicted model, not a curated record. Gene Ontology annotation, cellular component: cytoplasm. Gene Ontology annotation, molecular function: ferric iron binding; ferrous iron binding.
UUUCACUGACGCGCUCCGCUUGGAACAAUAAAUAGAGCGAACAAGGCUCCUUCCAGUUCACAACUCUGGGAAGACGCAUGAAGAACUUCUUGCUUCAACAGUGAUUGAACGGAACUCUUCUGCCCGCCUCCCGCGCAAUAUAACAUUCCGGAUUGAUAACGUAAUAAUUACGUGAACUGUUUUAGUAAAAUAAUCUAAGAAUCUCUAUAUUUGUACCGUUAAUUUUGAUAUAAAAUGAAAAUGGAGUCUCAGGUCCGCCAGAACUAUCACCACGAUUGCGACGUUGCAAUCAACCGGAUGAUCAACAUGGAGAUGUUUGCCUCUUAUACUUACACUUCAAUGGCUUUCUAUUUCUCCCGUGACGAUGUGGCUCUGCCUGGCUUCGCGCUUUUCUUCAAGGAGAACAGCGACGAGGAGCGGGAGCACGCCGACAAGCUACUCUCCUUCCAGAACAAGAGAGGUGGACGCAUUUUACUCCAGGACAUCAAGGUGAGCACCUGAGCGUCGAAAAACACAUUG